CAAAUUUCCAAAUUUCUGAAUCUCCGAAUUUCUUAACCUUUGCCACGUCCUCAUUCUGGCUGCGCAAUAGAACCCAGCACGACAAUGGAAGUUGCGCGUCCGAAUCUAGAAAGCCUCGUACUUGACAAUUCCAGACGAUCGAAAUCACUCUUCGCAGAUCCGUCUGGUGAGUCGGCGCGAAAGAAAGUCAGGUUAACCGUCGACGCGACUGAACCACAACGCGAGAAAGAUGCUCUUUCUAUUCGCUUCCACGCCGAAUACCAACAUGUCAAAGACCUACCGCCUGCUCUUGCCCAAAAACAAGCAAGCGCUAUGAGCGCCAGGAAGAAGGGGAAGAAGCCGGCUUCGAGUCAACCUCCUGCCGCAUCUGAGGAUCAGAAGACCAUGAAGCUGAUUGAAGGUAUCGCUGAAUCCUCGAGCAACUCGGACAAGCCUCGACCUAACUCCAAUGCCCUCGUCCAUCUACGCAAGCCUCCCGCGACCUCCUCGCAGUCAUCAAAUACCACAUCCGAAUCCUUAAACGUCGCCCGCGCUCAGGUCACUCAUCAAGUCAAGCCCGACUGGCAUCCGCCUUGGAAGCUUAUGAGAGUCAUCUCAGGCCACUUAGGCUGGGUUCGAAGUCUUGCUGUCGAACCACACAACCAAUGGUUCGCUAGCGGCGCCGGUGACCGAACAAUCAAAGUCUGGGACCUUGCGACGGGACGCCUUAGAAUCACCCUGACCGGUCACAUAGCCGCCGUGCGCGGUCUGGCAGUGUCCCCUCGCCACCCCUACCUCUUCUCCUGCGGCGAGGAUAAGAUGGUCAAGUGCUGGGACCUGGAAACGAACAAGGUCAUCAGGCAUUACCACGGACAUCUUAGUGGGGUAAGUAGUUUGUCGCUUCAUCCUACUCUAGACGUCCUCGUCACAGGCGGAAGAGAUGGUGCCUCUAGGGUCUGGGAUAUGCGCACUCGCAGUAAUAUCCAUGUCUUAUCUGGCCAUACCCGGUCUGUCACCAACGUUCAAUGUCAGGAGGCCGACCCACAAGUCAUCAGCGCAUCAGAAGACCAUACUGUCCGGUUAUGGGACCUCGCCGCCGGCAAGACGAUGGGUGUGCUUACUCACCACAAAGCCGGCGUUCGCGGUCUCGCCAUACACCCUACCGAGUUCACAUUCGCCACCGGAAGCAACAGUAGCAUCAAGCAGUGGAAGUGCCCAGAGGGCGCUUUCAUGGGCAACUUCGAAGGCCAUAAUGCGAUAAUUAAUUCUUUAUCUGUCAACGAGGACGUCUUAUUCUCCGGGGGACAAGAUGGGUCCAUGAGCUUUUGGGACUGGAAGUCGGGGCAUCGAUUUCAGGCUAUGGAUACCAUCGCCCAGCCCGGAUCGCUGAACUCUGAGUCUGCAAUUUAUAGUUCUACCUUCGACCGCACAGGCCUAAGACUCAUUGUCGGCGAAGGAGACAAGACAAUCAAGGUGUGGAAACAGGAUGAAAAGGCAACGCCCGAAACUCACCCCCUCGAGUGGAAGCCGACUUUAGGAAGAAGAAAGUAUUAGAAAGACGUUCCUAUUUUAAUGUACAUUGCAAGCACUUAAAAGUGGAGGAGCUUUGGUCUGAACAUCACUCGCUGCGGGCGAGGGUCAGUGAACGAGUGGACAAAUAGGAAAUAUUCACGUCAU
Messenger RNA from Annulohypoxylon truncatum, 1656 nucleotides. Its product is annotated as WD40 repeat-like protein. NCBI's taxonomy places the organism in Eukaryota, Fungi, Ascomycota, Sordariomycetes, Xylariales, Hypoxylaceae. Gene Ontology annotation, molecular function: protein binding. Gene Ontology annotation, cellular component: precatalytic spliceosome; Prp19 complex; catalytic step 2 spliceosome. The transcript has a single exon. Bases 85 to 1533 code for a protein of 482 amino acids. The record is from RefSeq and is a predicted model, not a curated record. Gene Ontology annotation, biological process: mRNA splicing, via spliceosome.